AUGCCUCGCAUUGUACAGAAAUCUCGUGCUCUAUUUGCUGCCAUUUUUGCCUCAUAUCCUGACCUGUUCGAUGAGGAAGCGUGGCAGCAGCAAUUUGGAUUCCCCAGGUUUGAUGCAGAUCACAUCUCGAAUGUAAAAAAUGAAGAGCUCCCUGCAGUCCAUGAGUUUCUGAAGCACGUCGGAAAUCUCCCCUUGGACGAAGCUAUAACUUGCGUCAAUACGAAGGGCGCCGACGUGUUUCUCCAAGGCCAGACCACAUACCACCACUGGUGGUCGAAAUCGCGCAUGGUGUCAAAGCUCAGAAUCACGCACAACCAUGCUAUUCUUCGUGCUGGUAUCAACAUCAAGGCGAUGUAUCGGGUAGCUGCGAAGAAGGGGAACGCAAAAUUCGUCAUGCUUAUGAUGUUUGGAUCGAAGGAGGCAGAGAUUGCAGAAAGUAUGUUUGGCAGAGCAUUUGAGGAUAACAAGUCAGGUUGUAUGCGAGAGGAGUUCCAGCAACUCAUCCACUCGUUGAUAUUAGACUACAUUGAAUGCAGAAACAUGCAGACUUGA
Molecule: messenger RNA, 552 nt
Organism: Guyanagaster necrorhizus
Lineage: Eukaryota; Fungi; Basidiomycota; Agaricomycetes; Agaricales; Physalacriaceae
Exons: 2
Coding region: 1-552 (183 amino acids)
Source: RefSeq, a predicted model, not a curated record